CCUAAACUAUUUAAAAUUAUGAUUUAUAGUUUCAUGUAAUUUUCUUUAUUUAUAUAAUUUAUUUAACUUCUAUGGACAAUAAUAAUUUGUUAAUGAAUGAAUUUUUCAAAUAAAUUAUAUUUGGGCCUCCUUCGCAGGAGACCCCUUCAUUCAUGUAAUAAAAAUAAUGUAAGGACUAUAGGAAAUGAAAAUGUUUUGAAAAAUCUAGGUAAAUAUUUAAAGAUAAAUAGAGUUAAGGCAGAAUAUAUGUGUUUGAAACAUCCUGUAAUAGAAAAAUUAGAUGAAAAGAGCAUAUUAAAUAUGGUCGAAACUGUACAUGAACUGGGUUUUCCAAAAAUAAUACUAGCUAAAGAACCUUCAUUGUUGAGUUUACUUCCAGUUACAUUGAAAUUUCGUUAUAGAGUUCUAAAAGAAUGUGGCUUUAUUGAUAUACAACCGGUACAUUUGUUAACAUACUUACCUAUUGUAAAACAAAAAAGUAUUGGGGAAUUAAGAAAAUUGGGGUUAAUUUCUCCACACAUGAAUGUAGAAAAUAAAUUAGCAAGUCACAUGACUCAAUGGCCUACAUCACUUACAAAUUUAAUUUAUGAAGAUGUAAAUAAGAAUUCAUUAUACACUUUACGCCUUAAAAUAAUUCAAAGAUAUCUUGAACUUCUCUUGGAUCUUAGCACAGAAGAGUUCCAUAGAGGCAUAAAAACAUAUCCAACAGUUAAACAUCGUCCAUUGAAGGCAAUCAAUGAAACAUUAAAUAUUUUACAGUCUCAAGUUAUGAUGCCAAAUUAUAAGUUAAAAACAAACUUUUAUUUAAUUCAUGUUGAUCCAGAUAAUUUAAAAAAUAUAAUACAUAAUUUUAAAACAAUUGGUGGCAUAGAUAUUAAGGAAAUAAUAAGACUUCAUCCAAAACUGGCUACAAAAAAUUAUACUACCCUGGUUGAAAUUCGAAAUGUCUUACAAGAAUAUGGUAUAAGCAAUGAGGCACAGAGAAGAUGUUUUGACAUAUAUACUCUUAGUCCAAACACAAUAAAGGAAAGAAUAGAAACUGCAAUGAAGAUACCAGAAUUCUCUACAUUCUUCAAUCAUCCAAGAUUCCUAAAAAUGAUUCAUUACAAAAAAACAGCAAUGAAGAGGUUGAACAAUUUAUACAGUAACAAUAAGAAGUGUCUCAGUUUAAAUAUCCUAUCAGGGAGCUCAGCUCACUUUAAAACAUUUGAGAGAGCACCUGGUGAUCGUUUGGGAAAAGGCAAGGACUUGGUGUUCUGUAUAUCACAGUUUCUAGAAAAUGACUACAGUGCAAAUGACAUACGUAGAAUGAUAAGAAGACAUCCUUUCUGGAUCAAUAUUCCCUUAGUGCAAGUGAAAUAUGUUUAUGAACAAUUGUGUAAAGAGUUCUCUAAAUCAGAUAUAUAUGAAAAUUCUUUUAUUCUUCUUUAUCCUUGGAACAAAAUAAAAGAAACACUGGAUGUUUUUAAUAGUCCAACAAAGCAAAGACAAUUUCAAGUUAUCUAUGAACAGUUAGACAUAAAGAAAUUGAACAGUUCAAAAAAAUUAAGCAUCAUUUUAUAUUUGCUUGAAAAAAAUCAUUACUUCUCUGGAAAUGGAGUUUGGGUUGAUGAAAAAUGUAAGAACCAAGUGGAUUUGCCAUAUUUUCAAGAAUCUGAAAUAGUGGUUAAAUCCGCAAGAACCUAGAUUUUGUUUUUAAUAAAGAUUUAUUACUA
Molecule: messenger RNA, 1715 nt
Organism: Achroia grisella
Lineage: Eukaryota; Metazoa; Arthropoda; Insecta; Lepidoptera; Pyralidae
Product: transcription termination factor 5, mitochondrial-like
Exons: 1
Coding region: 97-1686 (529 amino acids)
Biological process (GO): regulation of DNA-templated transcription; termination of mitochondrial transcription
Cellular component (GO): mitochondrial matrix
Molecular function (GO): double-stranded DNA binding
Source: RefSeq, a predicted model, not a curated record